Messenger RNA from Elaeis guineensis (African oil palm), 360 nucleotides. NCBI's taxonomy places the organism in Eukaryota, Viridiplantae, Streptophyta, Magnoliopsida, Arecales, Arecaceae. The record is from RefSeq and is a predicted model, not a curated record.
AUGCCAACCCCAUGGUUCUUCUUCGCAGUGGGGCGAUUGGUUGCCAGAUCUUCACAGUCGAGGGCGGCGAUGGUGGGGAUCUCGACAGUGGAUUGCUACGACCCGACAGCAGACCGGUGGUUGCCAGCGACAGGGAUGCGCUACGGGAUGGCACGGUACGAUGCGACGGUGGUGGAGCGGCAAAUGUGUGUGAUAGAGGGGUGGCGGUGGCCCUUCUACGCAUCACCGAGGGCAGGAGUCUACGACAUGGAUUGGGACACGUGGGAGGAAAUGAGCGAAGGGAUGCGGGAUGGACGGAUAGAGGCCAGCACCAUCGUUGGGGACCGCCGCCUCAUCAUCACUAACUACAAGGAUGGUUAG